Salarias fasciatus (jewelled blenny) is the source of this 1254-nucleotide messenger RNA. RefSeq names its product polycomb group RING finger protein 2. The coding region runs from base 167 to 1162 and encodes 331 amino acids. The record is from RefSeq and is a predicted model, not a curated record. Gene Ontology annotation, molecular function: metal ion binding; promoter-specific chromatin binding. Lineage: Eukaryota; Metazoa; Chordata; Actinopteri; Blenniiformes; Blenniidae. Gene Ontology annotation, cellular component: PRC1 complex. The transcript is spliced from 9 exons. Gene Ontology annotation, biological process: negative regulation of transcription by RNA polymerase II.
ACAGGCGACAAAAUAAUACCACGUGAUCCAAAAUGGGCAGUCCUCUGACGGGGCUGAAAAAAGCCAUUUUCUGGCGCUGCUGCAAAUUGAGUCCAAGUCCAAAUAAUUCCCCGGAUCGAGGCUGCGAGCGGAGGGGACACGUUGAUGUGUGACCAGAUCGGUCCAGAUGGAUAAGAUGCAGCCGAACCGGAUUAAAAUCACAGAUCUGAAUCCACACCUCACGUGCCCGCUGUGCGCAGGAUACCUGGUGGACGCCACCACCAUCGUGGAGUGUCUGCACUCCUUCUGUAAAACUUGCAUCGUCGCCUUCCUGGAAACGAAUAAGUUUUGUCCUCGAUGUGACGUCCAGGUCCAUAAAACCUGUCCUCAGCUCAGCAUCAGGGCCGAUAAAACUCUACAAGACAUAGUUUAUAAGCUGGUUCCCGGAUUAUUCAAAGAUGAGAUGAAGCGGCGGCGGGACUUCUACGCUGAGAACCGCGUGCUGGAGCCGGGCGAGGUGGUGGAGACCUUCAACAUCGCCGAGGACGAGAUCAUCAGUCUGUCCAUCCAGUUCUACGAGAGGAGCAAGAGCAGCGACCGGCAGCGUUCAGAGCUGGAGGGAGACAAGUCCAACGGGAAGCGCUUCCUGCAGUGUCCGGCCGCCAUGUCCGUCAUGCACCUCGCCAAGUUCCUCCGCAGCAAGAUGGACAUCCCCAACAACUACCGGGUGGAGGUUUUGUACGGGGACGAGCCGCUGAAGGACUACUACACACUAAUGGACAUCGCAUAUUUCUACGAGUGGAGACGGACCGGACCCAUCCCCCUGCAGUACCUGGUCAAGCCCACCAGGAAGCGCCGGCGGGCGUCUCACUCCACGGCCCAGGGUCACUCCGACGGCGUCAACACCAGCCCCACGUCGGAGAGCGACUCCCAGAGCGACAAGGUCCACAGUCCGGCCGCCGUGCAGCCGCCCCGCGCCUCCUCGCAGUCCGGCCCCGCCCCCCACGGCCCCGCCCCCUCCGCCGCCGUCCAGAGCUCCAACGGCACGGCGGCGCCCGGCGGCGCUCAGCGACACCCGCUCGCCUCCAAACAGGCCGCCGGCGCUCGCAAGGUGACUGUCAACGGCACGGGCAAGGAGGAGGCGAGGGGGGGCAACAAGGGCGGCGCCCCCCCUCCCACCUAACCCUGCCCGGCGGCGGCGGCGGGAGGACAGUGCGCCCAUUGCUCCCGUUUGUUUUCUCCCAGCUGGAGCGGAGCCUUCGUCCCUCUUCUGAA